AUGAGCGAUUGCAUGCUAGCAGAAAGGAAGGCUCACCCGCCCGUUCCAGGCACCCAGGAAAUCAUACUGUGGAUGGGCGACCUCCUCAAUCCUCUGCACAUGCUGCCUCUGUACCCUGGGAAGUUCUUUCCUUCACUCACAUCCGUGUUGACCAUAUCAAAGUUUGACAGACCUGUCAGAGUGUAUGCAGAUGGGAUAUUUGACCUCUUCCAUUCUGGCCAUGCUAGAGCUCUUAUGCAAGCCAAAACUCUAUUCCCAAAUAGCUACCUAUUAGUAGGAGUUUGCAGUGAUGAUUUAACUCAUAAAUUCAAAGGCUUCACUGUGAUGAAUGAAACUGAGCGAUACGAAGCCCUCAGACACUGCCGCUAUGUAGAUGAGGUCAUCAGAGAUGCACCCUGGACACUGACACCUGAGUUCCUUGAAAAGCACAAGAUUGACUUUGUAGCCCAUGAUGAUAUCCCAUACUCCUCCGCUGGCUCGGAUGAUGUAUACAAACAUAUAAAAGAGGCAGGAAUGUUCGUUCCCACACAGAGAACCGAAGGGAUCUCGACAUCAGAUAUCAUCACACGGAUUGUCCGGGAUUAUGAUGUUUAUGCUCGACGCAACCUCCAGCGAGGAUACACAGCCAAAGAGCUGAAUGUUAGUUUUAUAAAUGAGAAGAAAUACCGCUUUCAAAACCAAGUGGACAAAAUGAAAGAAAAAGUCAAGAACGUAGAGGAAAAAUCAAAAGAAUUUGUUAACAAGGUGGAGGAGAAGAGCCAUGACCUCAUUCAGAAAUGGGAAGAAAAGUCCAGGGAAUUUAUUGGCAACUUUUUAGAGCUGUUUGGACCAGACGGAGCUUGGAAGCAGAUGUUCCAGGAGCGGAGCGGGCGGAUGCUCCAGGCUUUCUCCCCAAGGCAGAGCCCAACCAGCAGCCCGACGCGAGGCCGCUCGCCCUCCCGUUCUCCGUCUCCACCUUUUCCUUGGCUCUUCAAUAAAGCCUCUCCUCCCUCCUCUCCAAAAGCUGCCUCCGCCUCCCUCAGCAGCAUGAGCGAGGGAGACGAGGAUGAAAAGUAAAAUGAGAAUAUAUAUUUUUUAACCAUGGGACAGAAGAACAAGCUAUGAACUCAACCAGUGGAUGGGGAGGAGAGGUGCAAGGAACAGCUGGGGUAUCUCUGAUGGCCGGGAAGGCGCUCUGGGAGAAGGUGUCACACCCGGAGCGGAGCACGGCCCGGGACGGGAU
Molecule: messenger RNA, 1222 nt
Organism: Tinamus guttatus (white-throated tinamou)
Lineage: Eukaryota; Metazoa; Chordata; Aves; Tinamiformes; Tinamidae
Source: RefSeq, a predicted model, not a curated record